Messenger RNA from Castor canadensis (American beaver), 339 nucleotides. The record is from RefSeq and is a predicted model, not a curated record. Lineage: Eukaryota; Metazoa; Chordata; Mammalia; Rodentia; Castoridae.
UGCCUACAUGCAGGUGCACAUUCAGAAUGAUGGGCCUGUGACCAUAGAACUGGAAUCCCCAGCUCCUGGCACUGCUACCUCUGAUCCAAAGCAGCUGUCAAAGCUUGAGAAACAGCAACAGAGGAAAGAAAAGACCAGAGCCAAGGGGCCCUCUGAAUCAAGCAAAGAACGAAAUGCCCCCCGAAAAGAAGACCGCAGUGCCAGCAGCGGUGCGGAGGGUGAUGUAUCCUCUGAACGGGAGCCCUAGCCACAGGAGACGGGAACUCAGGUAGGAGUUUCCUGCCUUACACCCCUUCCUCCUCACACAUUUUGGAAGAACAGUAAUGAAUUGAGGCUAGA